GGUCGCGCCACAGGCACACUGGGCGGACGCAACGGAAAUAAAACAACAAAACGAAACGAAACGUAACAAAAACACAGAAAUAACGAACGGCUGACAAUUCUAAAAAUAAUUCCGCAAACCACCAGUUUUAAUCCAAUUAAUUAGUCUAAUGCUGACACAUCCGCUGUUUACAUAAAUGAAAGUAGUGUGUGAAAGGCUCUUCUCCGUGUCAUUGGAUGCUGCCAGGUUGAAAACCUGUUUUGGAUGCCCGUGAACUCAUCGUUAUUGUCGUGCCUUGUGAUCCGGAGCAUUAAUCAUAGAUAAUUAGCCAUUGCGAAAAUGGCUACUACUGUGAUCGCAGAUCUGUGCAUCUUCCUUCUGACCUGGAAUGUGGGCACCCACUCUCCGCGGGAGCAGCAAUUGAACUCUCUGCUGGCCCUGAAUGGAACGACCACCUGUCCGGACAACCAACUGCCCGACAUCUACGUGAUUGGCAUGCAGGAAGUGAGCACCAAGCAGGUGCUAAACAUUUUCCAGGACGAUCCGUGGGUACUGAAGAUCGCUGGCGCCCUGCAGGAACACCAGUUCGUCAAGGUGGAGGCCAAACAGCUGCAGGGCAUCCUCAUAACUAUGUUUGCCCAUCACAAGCACGUUCCGCAUAUGAAAAACAUCGAGACGGAGGCCACGCGCACGGGACUGGGCGGUUUGUGGGGCAACAAGGGCGCGGUGAGCAUCCGGCUGUCGCUGUAUGGCACCGGAGCCGUCUUUGUCUGUUCCCACCUGGCGGCCCACGAUGACAAGCUGAAGGAGCGCAUCGAGGACUAUCACCAGAUAGUGGACAAUCACAAGUACCACGCCCAGGGUUAUCCCCGGAUCUUCGAUCACGACUUUGUCUUCUGGUUUGGCGAUCUCAAUUUCCGUCUCUCUGGCGACAUGUCGGCCUGGGAUGUGCGCACGGAUGUGGAGAACAUGCGGUACGCUGAUCUGCUCAAGCUGGACCAACUGAACCUGCUAAGGGAAAAGGGCAACGCCUUUAGCCUGCUGGAGGAGCAGCAGCCCAACUUUGCGCCCACUUUCAAGUUCGUCGAGGGCACCAAUGAUUACGACUUGAAGCGACGACCGGCCUGGUGCGAUAGGAUCCUGCAUCGCGUGCAGAAUAACGUUUAUCCGGGCGUUACCCUGAGCGCCACCCAGCUGUCUUAUCAGUCCCAUACGGACUACACGCUCUCUGACCACAGACCCGUAUCGGCGACGUUCAGCUACAAGGUUGAGACAUCCAAUCAGACCUACACCGACGAGGAGCUGCACGACAUGACCCAUGGGGCCGCUUCCCCGGGGACCUCUGCUCCCAGUGUUAGUUUUACAUUUGCUUUUAUUGUGCUUGUAGUUGUGCCGUAUUUUCAACUUUGAUUUCGCUUCUUUUGUAGUUUUAUAACGCUGAACUAGAGCAGUGGUAGAGCCGCCGCCCUCGUGACGUCAUUUAAUUUUAAAAUAGUAAUUGAUUUCUAUUCCAAUGUAGAGUAAAUAUAAGAAACGUUGUGGUCGAAGGAGCAAAGGUGACACGUAAAUAAUAUCAAGUACAAUGUGAUGGAAUCUCAGCUAAUUAAGCAAUCAAGAAAAGCAAUUCUCAAGUGAUCCAAGUAUCUUAUAAAGUACCUAAAAAUAUAUAUCAUAAUAUGUAUGUAUAUUCUCAGUCAAUUAAGAAGAGAUUCUUUUAAAGUUGAUUAUCAUGUUUGUAUUAGACAAAUUAAUUUUUUGAGACUUUGAAGUAAACCUGUUGAUCGAAUAAAUAAAUGAUUAGACCUCGAA
Messenger RNA from Drosophila kikkawai, 1788 nucleotides. Its product is annotated as phosphatidylinositol 4,5-bisphosphate 5-phosphatase A. Gene Ontology annotation, molecular function: phosphatidylinositol-4,5-bisphosphate 5-phosphatase activity. Gene Ontology annotation, cellular component: cytoplasm; plasma membrane; ruffle. NCBI's taxonomy places the organism in Eukaryota, Metazoa, Arthropoda, Insecta, Diptera, Drosophilidae. Gene Ontology annotation, biological process: phosphatidylinositol dephosphorylation. The record is from RefSeq and is a predicted model, not a curated record.